This is a messenger RNA of Oncorhynchus masou masou (cherry salmon), 2300 nucleotides long. Its product is annotated as dixin-like. Gene Ontology annotation, molecular function: frizzled binding. NCBI's taxonomy places the organism in Eukaryota, Metazoa, Chordata, Actinopteri, Salmoniformes, Salmonidae. The record is from RefSeq and is a predicted model, not a curated record. The transcript is spliced from 20 exons. Gene Ontology annotation, biological process: canonical Wnt signaling pathway. The coding region runs from base 224 to 2077 and encodes 617 amino acids. Gene Ontology annotation, cellular component: cytosol.
GGAGCAGAGAGAAUGCUGGAAGCGAGAGGCUAAUGUUGUUCUCACGUUUUCCCACGGGAGAUGUAAAUUUAUGAUGUCUCAGAUAGCUAACCGUUAACUUUACCCAGUGCAUCUUUCUCAUCUGGUACACUUGCUUUGUAUGUUAUCCAGCGGUAGUUUAACAUAACGGCCCGCCUGUCGCCCGGUUCGGGUGUAUGCGUUGUGUCCGGUUGCAGAAGGAAGGAUGAAGGCGUCUCUCUCUAAAGGCAUCCGGCUGGACGCUGUUCUCCAGGAGGGCUUCAACGAGCAGCAGCUAUCAACCUAUGUGUUGUGGGUGAACAGCCAGUUGAAGAGGCGACCAGGCCUGAAGCCCAUCUCAGACCUCAGAGUAGACCUGCAGGAUGGAGUGGUGUUAUCACACCUGGUGGAGAUAGUGGCGGGGGAGGCGUUGGAGGGGGUACAUCAGGCUCCAAGGGACCGAGAGGAGAGCAGGGAGAACGUGGAGCGAGUCCUCAACUUCAUCACCUCCAGACGUAUACGCAUGCCUCACACCUCUGCUCGGGAUAUAGUAGAAGGUGAUCUGAAGUCAGUGAUGAGGUUGAUUCUGGCUCUAGCCGCCCACUUCAAACCAUCAGCCAAUCAGAGAGCAGCGUCCAGGGGUGGACGGAGCAUGGCAGGAGCCGCAGCCAACCACAGGACACUCUCCACAGUUGCCAUGGCGCAGAGCGCAGCAACAGCAUUGGCAGCCGUACGACACGACGCAGAGGGAACAGCUAGUGGUUGGGGUAUGCUUGUAGAUGAGGAUGGAGGUGUGUGUGUUCGUGCUCUGGUCCAGCAGUACGAGAGAAGACCGCCAGACGAUCCUGACACAACACCAAGCAGUUCCCACAGAGCCCCGCCCACCAGCCAAUCAGACAACACAGAGCCGGAGGAGAGCCAACCAGAGAGAAGCACUAAGGCAGGUUGGGAGAGUCCUCUGACUGAGAGCCUGGAGAGAGAGAUGCAGGAGACAAGGAGAAUGGUGUCAGCUCUACAGGCCCUGUUACUUCAUGGUUGUCUGCCAGAUGAUGAGCAGGAGACGUUGAAUCUGACUCUGGGAGAAGAUAACACUGAACAACAACUGGUGGUAAUUCGUAGUCAUCUAGAUCAGAGUAUGGAGGAGACUCAGGAGCUGAAGAGAGAGCUGUUGCGUUGUAAACAGGAGGUACGGAACCUGCGUGGAGUCAAGGAGGCACAGCAGCAAAGAUUGUUUGCCCAGGAGGAGUGUAUGUUACAGCUAAAACAGGAGCAGCUCAGAGCCAGCAUGACCCAGGACCAACUCACCAGCCUCAACGCGGAGCUACAGAGGAAGUUGGAUGAGAGGAGCAGGUUGCUGAGUGAGUGCAAGAAGGAACUUGGACAGAAGGACCGACUGCUGCAGCAGCACAAACACAAACUGGAGGAGAGCCAGCUGCAGAAGGCUGGCUUGCAGAGAGAGCUGGAGUGUAAAGACAACAUAUUGCAGGAGAUGAUGAGUCGUCAUGGUGACCAGGCUCCGCCCCACCUCACGGCCACACCCCUUCCCUCUGGGGCUGAGGAGCUGCAGCUGGUGCGGUCAGCGUUGAGGAGUCUGAGAGGAGUGUUCCGAGAGCAGGAUCCUCAACACCACACUCUGGAUACACUGGAGCAGGGCAUCACAUCACUGACCGACAGACUGACACACACACACCAGGGGAAGGGGAAGUCUUCAGGAUGCAACAGAGCCACACACAACCAGCACGACUCCUGGCCUCCAAGCAAGAUGGCCCACUCCUACAGUAGUCCAUUGCUGAGCUCGUGUGGUUCCACUAAGGUCCUCUACUUUACAGACCACUCACACACACCCUGCAUGAUCCACAUCAACAAGAGGUUGGGGAAAGUCACUCUGAGAGACGUGAAGACUGCAGUAGACAGAGAUGACAACUACAGAUUCCACUUCAAAGCCCUCGACCCCGAGUUUGGUACCGUUAAAGAAGAGGUAUUUGAAGACGAGGCGUUGGUUCCAGGCUGGGAGGGGAAGAUAGUGGCCUGGGUGGAGGAGGACAACGGAGAGGAGAGGAUUAAAGGACCUAGCUGCUGAGGACCUAGAGGACCUAGCUGCUGAGGAACUAAAGGACCUAGCUGCUGAGGAACUAAAGGACCUAGCUGCUGAGGAACUAGAGGACCUAGCUGCUGAGGAACUAAAGGACCUAGCUGCUGAGGAACUGAAGGACCUAGCUGCUGAGGAACUAAAGGACCUAGCUGCUGAGGAACUAAAGGACCUAGCUGCUGAGGAACUAAAGGACCUAGCUGCUGAGGAACUG